Molecule: messenger RNA, 4954 nt
Organism: Ectocarpus sp. CCAP 1310/34
Lineage: Eukaryota; Phaeophyceae; Ectocarpales; Ectocarpaceae
Source: the annotation of a GenBank genome assembly
UGUAUCCUCUCAGUUCGCUCCAGGGAGGGCCACCGCGAAGGACCGGGCCCUGUUUUUUUUUGUGUAGACCUGUCAAGGCUGGACGAAUGCCGCCGCGAAGAACCCCCGGCCUGGGGCAGCGGGCGCGGGGUCGCCUGGUGUGCCUAGCGGUGGUGGUUCUGGCUGCCGCUGGCAUCUCAACGUUCAAAGCAUUCGGAGGCAGUAGCAAUGGCGCACAUACGGCGGCAGACGCACCGCAGGCUGCUUUUAUCGAAGAAGGAAAACAAGCAGGUGGCGGCGGCGUGAGAGGAAAUGAGGGCCAGCCUAGCAAGAGCGGCGACGGCGCCGAAGCCGUAGUCCCAGAGGGGGGAGAUGCAGCUGGCGCAGGCGAAACCCCCAUUAAGAAAAAGCCAGAAGGAAAGGCGGCGAACGGGCUGCCGACGAGAAAAGGAAAGGUCGAGGUUUUUGAGGAAACGGAGGACGGGGGUUUCCUCCUGAAGGUGGGACAGAUUAGAGUCAAGACAUCGGAAUCGUUGGACUUUUCUACUGAGGACGCUGUGCCGGGCUCCAUGUGGCUUCCCAUUGCGCUGCGCGACGUGGCAACGGGGGACCCGUGGGUAACCAUGUGCCUCAUCGAUUACGAGCACUACCAGGGAAACCCCUCGGGCACUCCGAUGUUCUCGUACCUGUCCACGUACUCCAAGUGCGGCAACAAGCGAAAGGACGACAGUAUCUCCUUCGGAUUGGUCGCGGUCGUUCGGAUGUCGUCGCUGUUGAAAUCGAUGGCGGACGACGGAAGGGCCCCGCUGCCCCCAAAGGGGUUCAUCUACCACGAGACGCGCUGCGGCUCAACCCUUGUGGCGAACAUGCUGGCCACGCUAGCGCCCAGCCGCGUCUUCUCCGAGUCUAAGCCGCCCUCACAGACCAUCCGUGAGUGCCAGACGGCGGGGUGCGAUCGACACCUCCUGGUGAAGAUGUUCCGCAACACGGUGGCGUUAAUGGGCAGGAGAAGAAACGGGGAGCAGCACGAGCACCUCUAUUUCAAGUUCCAGAACUCGAAGCAAGUAUUAUUCGUGUCGCAGAUCUCCGAGGCCUACCCCGAGGUUCCGUGGGUCUUCGUCUUCCGUGACCCCGUGGAGGUGAUGGUUUCCAACCUCAAGUCCUACGCCGGGGCCCCGUGCGUCCGUAUCCCCAGGCAAGAGAAGCUGAGGAAGCAGGCCAGCAGGAAGUUUAAGAAUCUUGGAGGGGGGGGAGAACCCGCGAUGCUGAAGUCGAAGGGGGUGCGGGACGUUGUCGCUCUGAGGGAGACGAGGCCGAAGUUCGGGCGAGGGCGGGGGCGGGGGCGUGAGCCCUCGGGGCGUGAGCCUGAGGAGGUGCGCGGAGGGGGAAAGAGGUCGCGGAGUCUUGUCGAGGCGGCGGUGGUGCUCGGCGGAAGUGAACUAGGGGAGGGGGUGACGGCGACUUCGGACGGGAUGGCGGGGGGUGGGGGAGUGAGUGGGGGAGAUGCCUUCUCCGAAAUUGAUACCGGCAUCGUCGUGUGGGAGGAGAACGAGGAAGAGGAGGUGGAGGACGGGGACAGCGACUUCUACGCCAGCGUUUCUUGGAGCGGUGGCAUCAGCGGGGGUAUCGAGUCGUCCGACUUGCCGUUGUAUCCGGCGGUGUAUUCUUCUGCCGCCCUAUUUGAGCCGUCGCCUUGGGAAUCUGCCGCGUUCGGUGUAGAAGAGGGGCGAAGAUCGCUCGCCAAAAAGAACACGGGGCUAAUGCUGACCAUGAACAUGACGAUGGAGUGCGCUGAUUGGUUGCAGGCCAUGUGCGCCUUCGCGCUGGCGGCGGAGAAGGAGACACCGUCCAAGGCCCUCUUCGUGGACUACGCCAACCUGCCGGAUGCGGUCCCCGAGUACGUUUUCCCGCAGCAUUUCGGCAUGGAGGCAGAGGUGGCCGAGACCGUACCGGACUGGAAAGACCGCAUGUUCGAGGCGGCGGGAUCGUACUCGAAAGGCAUUGGGAAGAGGCCUAAGGAAUUCACCAACGAUGUCAAGGAAAAACACAAGGACGCUUCGCCGCUUAUCGUGGAGGCGUCGGAGAAGGACGGUGGGCUGUACGAAGUGUAUCGCUCUCUUGAAGCCAUGCAGUCCUGGCGUAGACCAGACUCGGAAGAAGCGCAUCAUCAGUAGCUUGGCACCCGCGUGAAGUAAUCAACCACAGUAGACCAUGCCUUGUGUUCCUUGUGUGUAAAGUAUUUGGUUCCCAUUGAUUCCGUCAGGGGGGGGCAGGGUUGGCUGGCGUUUUCUGGGCCUACCGAGCGGGGUUUUCCACUCGAUCUGACGAUUGUUGUGUGUGGCUGGGAGGUUCUUGGGUCGUGGUUCCGGAAAGUCCUCGGCGCAGAUUGGCUCAUUCAUGAAGCGGGAUGACAUGGCGGGAGUUUGAUCCCCGGCAGGUUGUUCUUUUUUCCCACCCCAUGCACAACGCAAUAAAUUAAGUCAUACGCAGCUGUCAUCCGUACGCAAGGAAGUAAGCACAAGAUGCCGAACACCCUUAGCAGGAUGCAGCGCACCCUUCAUGCGACUCGCCGAAUACCUCACGGUGCUUCGCGCUUGAUGAUGUGAGAGCCUGGUCCGGUGAGAACCCGGCGUGCUCCGCCCCGGCUUUGUAGGAAUGCGAGGUCAAUGGUCUAACGACUACGGCAUGCACGACUAUGAGUACACCCCCCAUGCACAACGGAAGUAAGCACAAGAUGCCGAAUACCUCACGGUGCUUCGCGCUUGAUGAUGUGAGAGCCUGGUCCGGUAAGAACCCGGCGCGCUCCGUCCAGGCUUUCUAGGGAUGUGAGGUCAAUGGUCUAUCGACUACGGCAUGCGCGACUAUGAGUACACCCAUGCACAGCGGGGGUUUCCCAAAGUCCGUGUUGGCUGUGGUUACACCCGGUUACAGAGGGCGUGGCGGUGGAGCGUUCAAGGGCAAAAACGCCACGAGAAGAGGGGGGUUGACACCAAGCGUUUGUCUACCGCCGCGUUUCAUGACUUGUGAUGAGGAGCUUGUGGGUGUUCUGCGUGUCUUGGAACAAGGUUUGUCUGUAUUGUGUUGGCGGCACAGUAGUAUCGGCUACGGUGUAAGAGAGGCUUGGGACAAGCGGACAACACUCGCUUAAGUUAGGUUUUCUCGUAGAUGCGCGGACUUGAAACCGUGACCAGUAAUACUGAAUUUCUGUGCUCCUUGUCGGGAACGCGUCUUGUACAGCGCACUCUUGAUGUGUUGGUUUCGGUCCGUGAGUCUGGGAUGACUGCUGUAGCUAUUGCCUUAGACGUGCUGCACAGCCGUCCGUCGAAUUUCCCGUAUAUAUGUAUGUAUGGAGUCCACGAUAGGCAGUUUGUUUCUUGACUGCGUGUGCAUUAUGCCGUGUGCAAUCAGGCAGCUGCAGCUGCGGUAGUUUCGGGUGUAGACAGCAGUUCCAUCGGCGAUUGGCGUAGAUGAUCAGGUGUGCGUGCUUGGAUUUCGUGGUUGGGUGCAUUUGUCAACGUGCAUUUGCCAACAAACUACAUGCUAGUAGAUGCAUAUUCCAAUGUAAGCGUGUUUCCUGGGCUCAUGAGGUGCGGUUUGCUUUGGACAGAGUGGCACGCGGUGAUAUGAGUUGCAUGAGAGUACAAUCGGUAUUUCCCUUGAAUUGUUUUUCCGGGAGUGGGAGACGUAGCUCCUCGUUACAAGCAGUAGCCAACCGGGUGGUGAUGGUGUCUAUUUUUGUUUGUAUUCCAUUCGUUGGAGCCCCAGUUUACUCUUGCCGCAAGGGGAAACGCGAAAAAAUAAUCUGGACACAUAGGCCAACCCCUCGGCGACGGCAGGGUUCGAUUUCGAUUUUUUAGGAAUUAGGUAUUUGAUGUAUGUAGGAACUAGUAUUGGGGUUUUCUUUCUUUGACGAAUAUAAGUCGUUACCCCCCCUAUUGCAGAGGGGCUUCUAUCCACGGUGCCCCUAUGAAAUAAAUUAGAAGUUAGACUCACCCUCCGAUUUCGAUUUGCAGGCCUAUGUGUCGUUUUUUUUCGCGUGUACCAGUCUGUCCGGGGAUAUAGUACCGAUUUGGACAUCCGGCAAUAUAGUUCCGGGGUGGACUAUUGAAGCGCAGAGGGCUAUUUUGGUGAUCGAAAUCGCUCUAUCGCCGUCCACGGUCAUUGCAUGACGUACCAAGCCCCCCCCCAAAAAAAAAGAUGUCAUGGGCUAACCGGGGAUGCUGGAAUGUCAUCCCCGGGAUAUCAGAGAUAUUCGGCAAUAUAGUUCUCAUUUGGAAUAUUGUGAAAUUGACAGGGUUGUUUCAUCACCGAAAGCUCUCCAGCAUCCACAACCACAGCAGUGGACGGUGCUUUCCGCAGGAAAGAAAAAAACGGGUCGGAUUUGGACCGGGGAUGCUGGUUGAUCAUCCCCGGGUUACGACAAAGACGCGGUGACGCCCCGAACAUUUCUUGAUUUAUUUUCCCAUUCCCCCACACAACAUCGUAUUAUUCCCAAGCUCCCCGGGAGCUUGGGCUCUCCAGCCCAAAAUUAAAUUUUGUCUGUGGCACGAAAUCACACCACGCGCAGCCCCUUGAUCGAUCGAGUCUCAAAAGCCGAUCUCGACACAUACAGCGAGUGUCGCGACGCUGCGAGUAUCUCUGUGUAGCUGAGACGAUUCCAAGACGCCUUGCGAUAGUUUGGGCAGCUGCUGCUCCCUGUGGCGCGAGAUCGCCGGUACAACGUCUUUCGCAUCCGUGGGUGUUGAUUUUACCUGUGCGAGAAGGUCCGGCGGUUUGCUUUUUCGCCCCCACGCGCACACACGUCGCGGCCCGCCUACCUCGGCGCGGGCGCUACUUCAGCGCGACACUGCAAAGUUUCUCUGUGUAUCUGAGACGAUUUGAAUUCGUGUAGCCGUGGUUUGGACAGCUGCCGCUCCCUGUGUCGCGAGACGUCAUGUGCGACGUCUUUUCACAUCCUUGGCUGAUUUCACCUGUU